This is a messenger RNA of Priapulus caudatus, 1218 nucleotides long. RefSeq names its product platelet binding protein GspB-like. The record is from RefSeq and is a predicted model, not a curated record. The transcript has 7 exons. Lineage: Eukaryota; Metazoa; Priapulida; Priapulimorpha; Priapulimorphida; Priapulidae. The coding region runs from base 1 to 1218 and encodes 405 amino acids.
AUGCCACCAAAAAGAAAGGCAUCACUGACUCGUCGAGAUAUUAAGCAUCGACAAGAUACCGCCCGCAAGAAAGUCGCCCGCUGUCAAGAAACUCCUGAUGUCGCAGAUGGCGCGCUAUUGUUCUCGAUCGCGCCAAUCUGGUUGCCAUGGAAGCGAUCUGUGUACUCUACAGUCAUUGUGCGCUACUGCGAAGCACACAUCGUACAAGAAAAAAAUAACCUGAAGCCAAUGGGAAAUUUGAUCGGUAAAUGUUGCGGAAAAAAUCACGACGACAAGGAGAAUAGAAGCGAGAUCUACCUUCCUACUUUGCGUCAGUGGGAAAACCGGAACGUUAGAAGUGUCCCCGUACGACUGACGAACGCGCGCUGUACCAGCAACUGCUCCUCGGUCCACGAACGCAGGGCGCUACUCGCCACACGUUCGCGUAGCGCCACCCUUCAGGACCGCAGGGAGCGAGCGGCAAGGAUCCCACAGAGGGCAGCACAUGCGGCGAGGCUGCGCGCCCUCGUGGCAGCCGAGGAGAAGAGGAGGAUGGAUGCGGCGGCGCUGCUGUACGCUCGGGUGAUGUCGGCUGCCGACGUUCACAGCCGCAUCAUGCAGAAGCGCGCCGAGACGGCGGCCAGAGCUCCCCAGAGGGCAGCACAGGCGGUGAAGAAGAGCGCCAUCGUCGCAGCCGCGGAGGAGCGCGGGAAGGCUGCGCGCGAGCGGGUGGAGGCAGCCGAUGAGAGGCGUCGCGCCAUCGCAGGCGAGCGCCGCGCCCGCUACCUGAUGCUAGAGAGCAGACGCCGAGAAGCUGUGCAGAGGCGGGCGGAGGUCGUCGCCGCCGCUGAUGCUGCCACUGCCGCCGAUAAUGAUGCUGUCGCUGCCAGUGAUGCUGCUACUGUCGCCACUGUCGCCGUUGACACUUCUGCAGAUGCAUCCGACAAUACUGAUGUCACCAUCGCUGUCGCUGCCGCUGAUGCUGCCACUGUCGCUGCCACUGUCACGGCUACUGAUUCCGCCACUGGUGCCGCCACUGUCACGGCCACUGAUAGGUGCAGUCGGCUGCCGGACGCUCACAGCCGCAUCUGCAGAAGCGCGCCGAGACGGCGGCCAGAGUUCCCCAGAGGGCGCCAGGCGUUGAAAGACAUUAGCGCCAUCGUGCAGCCGCGCGAGCGAGAGCGGAGGGAUGCGCUCGGCGAGCGGUGGUCACCGCAGGACUACGGGGAUUCGCUGUAG